Synchiropus splendidus (mandarinfish) is the source of this 2830-nucleotide messenger RNA. RefSeq names its product neutrophil cytosolic factor 2 (gene ncf2). Gene Ontology annotation, molecular function: superoxide-generating NADPH oxidase activator activity; protein binding. NCBI's taxonomy places the organism in Eukaryota, Metazoa, Chordata, Actinopteri, Syngnathiformes, Callionymidae. Gene Ontology annotation, biological process: superoxide anion generation. Bases 502 to 2058 code for a protein of 518 amino acids. The record is from RefSeq and is a predicted model, not a curated record. The transcript is spliced from 16 exons.
AUCGAAAUGAUUCAUAUUUUAUAAAACAAAAAGUUGUGUUUUCUUUUCUGAAAAUAAUAGAUCGUAGUUCACCACUUGACCUCCGUGAGAUAAAACGACGUCGCUUGUAUCGCCGGAAGUUGGAAUUUUAUAAACUCCUACAAAAUAAACGAUUAAUUCUCUACUUUUCCCUUCAUAAAUACACUGUAUUUAAAAUAAAAAAAAACUCAUUUUUUUUGCAACCCUUCCCUUUUAAAUUUUGUUGUCAUCAAACAGACUCCACUUGAGUCCACAAUUUUUUCAAAAACUCUGAAAUGUAACUAUGUGGUAUGUGUAAUACCAAAUGUCGCAGUGCCAUUUAAAAAAAAAAAAAAAAAAAAAAAAGCAGAAGCACCUGGUCUAUCGUUGUAGGUUUGAAGGCCACCGCUAUAUCUGUUUCAUCACACUUCCCUAUUCAGUCAGUACGAAGCAAAAGUCCUCUCCUCCUCUGAGGUGAAGUUCCUAUCGCCUUCUGAAGCCACAAUGUCUUUUGUUGACACUCUGCGUCAGUGGGACGAGGCCGUCACUUGUGUGGAAAAGGGAGAUUCCGCAGAGGCGCUCAGAAUUUUCUUGUCCAUCGAAGAACCAAAUUCCAAAAUCUGCUUCGACAUCGGCUGCCUCCAUGUCCUUGAUGAAGAUCUGGAUAAAGCAGAAAAGGCUUUUGAUUGCAGCAUAAGCAAGGAUGGGCAUUUGGCUGUUGCAUUCUUUCAAAGAGGAAAUACCUUUUAUAAAAAGAAGAGGUAUGAAGAGAGUCUGGCUGAUUUCAAGCAGGCAUUCAAGGCUCUGCGGGGCAACCAGCUUAUAGACUACAAAGCUCUUGGACUCAGAUACAAACUGUACGCCUGCGAGGUUCUCCACAACAUGGCCCUGGCAGAGGUCCAAAUGGGGCUCUGGGAACAAGCCCAGGAAAACCUUGUCAAGGCUCUGGACUACAAGACAGAGUCAAAGCUCAACCUCAUCGACAAAGCUCUGCAGUCCACCCUGAAGCAGAACAUCUUCAAGCUGGUUGACUUUCCACCCAAGGUCCUUUUCACGCCUAAUAAAAACUAUGUGGCCGAACUGGAGAAGAAGGACUACCUGGGAAAAGCCAAGGGAGCUGAACCACGGGCUUCAAGUGAUUAUUGCGUUGUGGCGUCAGUUAUUCCUCAGGAUGAAUUCUCUGGAUUUGCACCUCUGCAGCCGCAGGUUGAAGAUGGUCCGACUCAUCCCAAGGAACCCGAGGUUCUGAGGGCGUUGGAGGGUGCACCUCACACUGUCCUCUAUGAGUUUGUCCCGGAGACCAGUGAUGAGUUGGCUGUCGUCCCUGGGAAUAUUGUGUUUGUCCUGCAGAAGGGUUCAGACAACUGGGCCUCGGUGGUCUUCAAUGAAAGACGCGGACUUGUUCCCUACAACUAUCUGGAGCCGUUAGACAUCUUGGAUUCCAAAAAGAAAAAGCAGGGAGCAUCGAGGUCUCCAAGUCAAGAACCACCAACCAGACCAGAGAGGAAGCAAGGCACCAAAGUGGAGAAAGAGACCAGCAAACGAGACGCACCUGUGAAGAGAACUGCAGUCUCCCACACGCCAGUGAAGCCAGCUGAGAACACGUGCAUCGUCAAAGUCUAUUACACCUUCAACUUCGCUGUCUCCGUCACACCCGGCUCCUCCUACUCCUCGCUGAUGGAGGUCAUCAGCAAGAAGCUGAACGUCUCGUCUUCCACCCUCACUCUGAGUUCAAACGCCGAGUUAAAUCAGGAGAGCGAGAUCAACGGCGACACAGAGAUGGAGAGUGUGUGGAGCAGAGCCGGCAGCGGGCGCGUCGCUUUAUGGUGUUUCAAUACCAAGAACAGUGAUUCUAUCAAGCCAGAAAGUGAGAUCAGUUUGGUGGCACUUCAUUCCUAUGAGUCCUCCAGUCCAGAGGACCUGACUUUCCAGCAGGGUGAUACCAUCAUGCUGCUCUGCAGAGUGAACCAGGACUGGCUGGAAGGACAAUGCCAUGGACAGACUGGGAUAUUUCCUGCAUCCUUUGUGGAGGAGGUUUCCAAGAAUGGUCAAGUAGAGUAACAAACACAAGCUCCACCGCAGCUGCGUCACUGUAUUGUCAUAUUCCAGAGCUUAUUUAAUCACAAAAUUGUGAAAGCUGUAGAAAACCUGCCAAGUGUAAAGCACACGAUGCAAACAAUUGUUUCAACACAGAGCUGCUUAAAUAUGAUUAAAUGAAUUUAUGAAGUAUUUUAUCUGUAUUCCAUGAUUAGCAUAUGAAUUAGUAUCUUUAACUCUGACUUUAAUUUUGUAUUGUGCACAGAUUCAUGACACUGUGAUCCAUUAUAGGUCUUUCCACAUGGCUUUGAACGCACCCGGCAUGUGCCUCAUGUGACCACAUACAAGUCAGAUACAUUACAGUACAUUGAAUUUUCAGAUUGUUAUUAAAUGAAUGUCGCAGGAGAGGUGAUAUACGACGUUCUGAAUCGAGUGCUACGAUGUUCCCUCCUCUUCGUAAGCGAUGGCGAUGCCUCUACGGCCUUGUACUGCCUUCUCCACCGGCGUCUCACCCAACUUCUGCUCCAAGCCGUGCCAGCUGCGAUUCGCCAGGAAUGAUGCUGAAAACAAACAAAAAAAAAAAAGAUUCGACUCGGGUAAACACUCAUGAAUCUGACGACCAUUGUUGACAUCACAUACCAGCUGUGUUGGUGUUGGCGAGGGUCAUAGUUUGGUUCCGGAGCACCACUAACGUGAUGAAAGGCGAGUGAUCACUGUCCUGCAAGUGACUGCUGCGCAGCGCUCCUGUGAUCAACGACACGUCUGUCUGCUCCAUUUCCUCCUGACCGUCAGCCAC